This is a messenger RNA of Tarenaya hassleriana, 1395 nucleotides long. Its product is annotated as meiosis arrest female protein 1. The record is from RefSeq and is a predicted model, not a curated record. Gene Ontology annotation, biological process: regulation of gene expression. NCBI's taxonomy places the organism in Eukaryota, Viridiplantae, Streptophyta, Magnoliopsida, Brassicales, Cleomaceae. Bases 1 to 1395 code for a protein of 464 amino acids. Gene Ontology annotation, molecular function: RNA nuclease activity; nucleic acid binding; zinc ion binding. Gene Ontology annotation, cellular component: peroxisome. The transcript has 5 exons.
AUGAGCUCUACGGCGGCGGAGCCACUGCAGUACGUGACGGCCAAAACCUCGGUGUGGUGGGACAUUGAGAACUGUGAAGUUCCGAAUGGCUGGGAUGCAUACGGAAUCGCUCAGAACAUAAGCUUAGCUCUGGCGAAGAUGAACUACUCUGGCUCUCUCUACGCAUAUGGCGACACCAAUCGUAUCCCUUCCUCUGUCCAACAAGCCCUCUCUUCCACUGGCAUCGCGCUCAAUCACGUCCCCUCCGGUGAUUUUUCUCCCAGCCCUCGCUAUUUGUUCGAUUUCGUCGCUUCUCUGGCGAAAAUUGAUGUGAAAGAUGCGAGCGGCAAGAAGAUUUUGGUGGAUAGGUUUUUAUGGGCACUGGAAAAUCCUGCACCUGCUAAUUUUAUGCUCAUCUGCGGUGACCGGGACUUCUCCAAUGCCUUUCACCAGUUGCGCAUGAAGAGAUACAACAUUCUCUUGGCACAACCACAGAAGGCGUCGGCACCAUUGGUCGCUGCUGCAUCAAGCGUGUGGCUCUGGACAAGCCUUAUUGUAGGAGGAUAUCCUCUCACAUGCAAUGACUCCUCACAAGUUGUUGUUGAUGGAUCUUCCCCCAGCCAGGCUAUGAGUUCGGAUUCUGAAGGUGGAAGGAUCGGUGAUAAUGGAAAUUGCGGGAAUUAUAAUCCUAAAUCAGCAAAUCAGCCUAUACAACAGGACACUAAAAGGUACAAGCUUCCAAGUAAGGAUGGCACGAGUGACUUUGUCAAGGCAUGCACAUUAUGCAAAGCUGUUUGCUACAAUUUGGAAUCUUUUACCGCCCACCUAUCUGAUAAAAGGCACUCAGCUGCUCAGGCUGCUUCAGUACCCCAUGGGGGAGCUCAGGCCGGUGUUGGUGGCUUCAGUACCCCACAGGGGAGGUCAGGGCCUUCCAAUUCCUCUGCCAAUUCCUCUAUAAACUGCACAAGCAAGAUUGACUAUGGAAAUCACAUACACGGGAAAAAACACCAAAUGAACUUGGAAGUGAAGCUGGGCAAGGCGAAAAAGACAUCUACAGGACCAACUGAGCGUCCUGAAAAGGACAUGACUGGGAAGAAGAAGGUGACUGAAGGUGGACCUGAUGCUGGUGCAGUUAGGGUUUGUAGUUUGUGCAGAGUUGUGUGCCCUUGCCAAGCUGCUUUUGAGUCUCAUCUUAAGGGGCGUAAACAUGUUGCAAUGGUGAAGACGCAAACAGAGGUAAGUGAUAAACCUUUCCCAACGCACCCAGGAGGAACAGGGGAAGGAAGAAGCCAGCCAUGGUCAAGGAAGCGAUUUGAGCAUCAGAAGGAAGGAGAUGGGACUAAAAGGGAGAAGUCUGACGUGGAGGCAGCAUCGUGGGGAACAAGGAAACAUCUGCAGGACAUCAUUAAUUGCUGA